AUGACCCAAAUCCUCAUUCAAAACGUUCGUGUCUUUGAUAACGAGACUAUCUUGGAGCCGAGUGAUAUUGUCAUCACUCGGUCCGCCGGAGACAUACAGAGCCCCAUGAAUGACGGCUCUGCGGUCGAGACUUUCGACGUCGUCGUUGACGGGCAAGGGUGCACACUGAUUCCCGGCUUCAUAGACACCUACGCCAACAUCAGGGGCGCCAACGCCGCCCUCGGCACCUUCGCAUCGCACGGCGUCACGACCGUCAUCGACUCGAGCAGCAACACCCAGCAAUGCCAGGCCCUGCGCAUAUACGCCGCCGGCCGCACGAGGUUGCCAACCGUCUUCACCUGCGGGACCGCGGCGGUGCUAGCACGGGAUCCUCAACCAUACAUCCACGACAACCAGGACGAGGUGGUCAUACGCACGACUGAAGAAGCUGUGGCCUUUGCCGCCGCGAGAGCGAGCGGUCCGGACCGCGCCGACUUCAUCAAGGUCGUCGUCGACCUUCAUUCUCCUCCCAACGACUCCCUCCUCAAGGCCAUCGUCGACGCCGCCCACGCCCAUAACAAGCUGACCAUCGCCCGCACCACCGGCAGAGCGUCUUACGAGCGCGCCAUGCGCGCCGGCUUCGACGUCUUCGCCCACGCACCGCUCGACGCGCCCCUCGACCCCGCACUGGCACGAGAGAUGGCCGCCCGAGGGAAAGUCUUCGUGCCGACGCUGAGAAUGAUGCGGACAUGCGCGACGCCAGACGGAGUCGAUGGAGUUGACGGAGGAGAAGCACACCCGCUGCCGUCCGGGCCGCCUAGCUUCCCUUUCCGAGGCCUCUAUGGCCGCACCCCGCGAGACGAUAACAACAAUGCCUCCUCUGCUGCUGCUGACGCCGGGUCUCGGCAGCACAGCAGACCGGGCGCCAUGCCGGGCGACGGCUACGACAACGCGGCGGCGAGCGUGCGCACGCUCUACGAGGCCGGGGUGACGAUCUGCGCCGGGACGACGGCGAACCUGGUGCCCGGCACACAGAUACCCUUCGGAGAGAGCCUGCACGACGAGUUGGAGCUGCUCGUUGACGCGGGCAUGACGCCGAUGGACGCUCUUCGCUCGGCGACCUGCGUCGCUGCCGCAGCGUUCCGGCUCCACGAUCGCGGCAUCGUCAGGGGCGGUCAGAGAGCCGAUCUGCUGCUCAUCGACGGCGAUCCCUUGGUGGACAUAUCGGCGACGCGCAGGAUUAAGAGGAUUUGGAUUCAGGGCGAGGAUGUUGAGCCCGCGACGACGCAUCGACGGUCAUAA
This is a messenger RNA of Colletotrichum siamense, 1281 nucleotides long. RefSeq lists its product as uncharacterized. NCBI's taxonomy places the organism in Eukaryota, Fungi, Ascomycota, Sordariomycetes, Glomerellales, Glomerellaceae. Gene Ontology annotation, molecular function: hydrolase activity, acting on carbon-nitrogen (but not peptide) bonds. The record is from RefSeq and is a predicted model, not a curated record. The transcript has a single exon. Bases 1 to 1281 code for a protein of 426 amino acids.